Molecule: messenger RNA, 542 nt
Organism: Tuber aestivum (summer truffle)
Lineage: Eukaryota; Fungi; Ascomycota; Pezizomycetes; Pezizales; Tuberaceae
Source: the annotation of a GenBank genome assembly
AUGUCCCUAAACCACACACCCCCCGCGAAGCCCGCAACAAACAUCUGGUCGGUAAUGAACUACCAAGUGCCUCGCGGCAAAUGUGUCCACAAAGUACCCUUUCCCUCCCCGCCCGUAGGGCCCCCCCACCGGCACCCCUCCCCUCCUCCGGCCCCCCUACUAACAUUUACCAGCUCAGCGUCCUAAGCACCUCCUGCCCUUGCCUCCGCUUCAUGCUAAACCCACUACAAGCGGCGAGUAGCUUCGCAUGCGACGGCUGCGGCCACCACGCUUCGUUUCAUAAUUUGAGGAACCCGGGCGAGGAGGAUGAGGUCAUAUUAGUCGCCGACGGCGAGCGUGACGGGAGGAAGAUGGUGAUGAAUGGGAGUGGGAAUGGGAGUGGGAGGAAGAGGAGUUCGUUGGUGGCGGGGAACGGGGUGCGGGGGCAGUUGAAGAAUGGGAACGGGAGGGAGAGGGGUGGGGAUAGGGACAGGGGGGAUGACAGGGAGGGGGAGGGGGAAGGGGAUUUGGAGUGUCAGGUUGUUAAGCGGGUUAGGAAUUAG